Messenger RNA from Acanthamoeba castellanii str. Neff, 1134 nucleotides. Its product is annotated as tetratricopeptide repeat domain containing protein. Gene Ontology annotation, molecular function: protein binding. The coding region runs from base 1 to 1134 and encodes 377 amino acids. Lineage: Eukaryota; Discosea; Longamoebia; Acanthamoebidae. The transcript has 10 exons. The record is from RefSeq and is a predicted model, not a curated record.
AUGGAAGGACUUGAGGUGGAGGGGCCUGUGUUUGUGACACAGGAGCUGGUUCCUGAACACGCUCGCGCCCUCUUGCGCGAGGAGUUGCAUCACUGUGACCCCAAGCUACCGGCGCUGCUGGAGCAACUGGGUAAGCACGGCGCAAGCGAGUGCUGGCACAAGCACGGCACGUUCAAGCAGCACUUGUUUGGCGUGUGGCGCAUCCUCUACCUGUGGAAGCAGAGCCAAGCCGUUUGCCGUUGUGGGCUCUACCACAGUGCCUAUUCGAACAGCUACGUCAACCUUGCGAUCUUCAAACCCGAUACGGGAAGAGAGACCGUGCGUUCGGCCGUGGGCAAUGAGGCCGAAGAACUGAUCCACUUCUUCUGUACGAUCCCUCGCCAGGAGCUGAUCUUCGACCACAUCCUGCCCCUCCACCCGGACAAGCCCAUACCCAAGGAGGGCGUAGAGGUGAGGCACAUACGCAACAAGGACGAGAAGAUACGAGUCUCGCCGAAGCUCAUGAAGAUCUCUCUACUUCUCACCAUUGCCGACUUUUGUGAUCAAUGGUACGGAUGGCAGGACCUUCUCUUUGCCAACGAAGGCGGCCUCACCAUGUCUGGCGAUAACCCCGCCACCUUGUGGCCCUCCACCGGCAAGCCAGGGCUGUGGAUGAGCCGCCUGUCGCAAAUGGCGGUCCUCAGCCGAAGGAUCCACGAGCAGGAGCCCGAUGACGAACCGCUACCGCCCAUCUUCAACAACUGCUCCACAGUGUUGGAGCCCGACAGCGAACGCGAAGCGCGGGACUUGUAUUGGCGCGUGGUCAUGCACAAGACGGAGCAGGAGCAACACGAGGAGGCAGCGGAAGACUUGCGCAAGGCCAUCGCACUCAACCCCUUUGUUGCCGAGCCUCGUGUCCUCCUAGCCCAGAUCUACAAUGUCUCGGGCCGCUACGAAGAGGCCGAGAGCCAGGCACAGGAAGCACUGCGCCUGCUGUUUGAGUGGGGAACGGCGUGGGACAAGGUGCCGCCUUGGUUAAGCCUGUUGCCUGCGUGGUUCGGAUGGAUCGCGUGGGCCAGGAUUAACGUGCUCAAGGCCAGGCGGAAGGAGUGGCCCUCCACCUCCUUUGGCAUCAUCAACCUGGGUCUCGUAUGA